CUAUGUAACGGUGUUUUGCCCAAUGUGCUAUUAAAGCAAGGACACAAACUUAAACAUCCUGUCCAUCCUCAGUAAUUAGUAUUUUGAAGCAAGCAAAAGAAGAAUCAUGCCAGUGUCUACCAAGCAAGUCGCACUCGUGGUCGGCGCCUCUCGAGGCAUUGGUCGCCAGAUUGCUAUCGGCCUGGCUAAAGAUGGCUAUGCAGUCAUCGUAGCCGCAAAAUCCACCUCCGACGCCUCAACCACCACGCCCUUCCCCCCAGAUCCCAACUCCCCCGCCUCCACCAUCUCCACAGUCGCCCGCGAAAUCCGCGAAGCAGGCGGCGAAGCCACACCCCUCCCCGUCGACACGCGAGACUACACCAGCAUCGAAGCCCUCGUCGCCAACACAAUCUCCACCUACGGCCGCCUCGACAUCCUCAUCUACAACAGCGGCGCCAUCUGGUGGUCCUCCGUCGCCAAAACGCCCAUGAAGCGGUUCCAACUAAUGCAGCGCGUGAAUGUCGAAGGCGUGUACGGCGUCGUGCAAGCAUGCCUACCACAUUUCCAACAGCAAAACGGGGAGUGGAAGGGACGAAUUGUUAUUGUCAGUCCGCCUAUUUACUCCCGGUUUUUCCGGGGGAAGACGGCGUAUGCGAUGGGGAAGGUGGGCAUGUCGGUGCUGACGAUGGGUCUCGCUAUGGACUUUUCCCGCGAAGCGAAAACGGAAAUGGCAGUGAGUAGCUUGUGGCCGGCGACGGCGAUUCAGAGUGCGGCGACGACGAAUCUAGCGAGGGAUGAGGCGAGUGAGUUGAGGACUCCAAAUAUUUUUUCGGAUGCCGUCAGGGAGAUUAUCAAGGCCCCCGUAGAACAGGUUAAUGGGCGGUUGUUGCUUGAUGAGGAUUUUCUGAGGGAGAGGGGGGUGAAGGAGUUCGAGGGGUAUAGUGUUGUGCCUGGGACAAGGCCGAGGAGGAUUAUGCCGCAGGAGUUUCCGGAUUUGAGGGUUAAGGAGCAGGAUGAUGAGGGGAGGAGGAUGGAUAGUACGGUUUUGAGGGCUGCGGCGAAGUUGUGAGGGGUUGGGGGAGGGUGUGUGUUUGUUGUUGCCUUUUUUCCAUGUUCAGUUGAACCGCCGUAAAAUACACUGUCG
Messenger RNA from Bipolaris sorokiniana ND90Pr, 1123 nucleotides. RefSeq lists its product as uncharacterized. NCBI's taxonomy places the organism in Eukaryota, Fungi, Ascomycota, Dothideomycetes, Pleosporales, Pleosporaceae. The coding region runs from base 107 to 1048 and encodes 313 amino acids. Gene Ontology annotation, molecular function: oxidoreductase activity. The record is from RefSeq and is a predicted model, not a curated record. The transcript is spliced from 2 exons.